GCCCUUACUUUAUCAUUUUGCAUUCAAUUGUUGUGUAAAGAUUUUCAAGGGUUGCUGCAUGUUUUGCCUCUCUGGAGCCCUCCUUUGUCACAUUUCUUAUGUCCAGUUUGGGUAUUAUAAAAAAAAAAAAUUGUCCUGAUGAUUAAAAGGAAAGAUUUUUGGAGGUUUUGGUUAGUUUUCCAUUUAAAUAUGGCUUAUUUUUUCUAGUUCUUGUAAAACUAACCAAACUUGCAAUUCAAAAGACUAAAUUAUUCUAAGUCUAAAACUUUCUCUUUAAAAACAUGAGGUCUCGAGUAAUAAUACAAAGAUAAAUAAAAAAAUCUCGGCAACUUGAGCUCUUGACCAGGUAAAGCUGUGAAGCAUAGAAAUUAAAAAACUUGGACCGCAAACUGUAAAGAGGAGGAAGAAGAAGAAGAAGAUGACGUUGGGUCUGAUCAAUGCGAACCCCGUGGUCCACGCUAAGAAGGAAAGGGUUGCUCGCACCGAAGAUCUCCACGCCGACGACGCUGUCGAUCCUCUCGAUAUCUAUGAUUUCGUGAGGGAUAUUAGAGAUCCGGAGCACCCCUAUUCGUUAGAGCAGCUCAGUGUGCUUUCAGAGGAGUCGAUCACAGUGGAUGACAAGCUCGGUCGUAUUCUGAUAACUUUUACGCCGACAAUUCAGCAUUGCAGUAUGGCAACAGUGAUAGGUCUGUGCCUGAGAGUUAAACUAAAACACUGCUUCCCUCCUCAUUACAAGGUUGACAUUAAAGUAUCUCCAGGAUCUCAUGCAAAUGAAGAAUCAGUUAACAAGCAGUUGAACGAUAAAGAAAGAAUCGCUGCUGCACUGGAGAAUCCCAACCUUCGCCAACUUGUGGACGAGUGCCUGUAUUCUAAUGAACUCUGACCAAGUAAACUUCACAGCUCAAAACCCACUGUACAAAAGGAAGCUCAGUAAUGCAUAUGCUAUAAGUACUUCUUGUUUUGUUGUAAUAUUACUCAGCAUGUUCGUCUCUAUAUAAAGGAGUUGCUUUGCAGUGAGUGGCCUUGUUAUGUCUACAUGAAAUUCAACUGCAAAGCUUGUUCGUAAUAUUACUUGAUUUAACACGGG
Molecule: messenger RNA, 1087 nt
Organism: Malus domestica (apple)
Lineage: Eukaryota; Viridiplantae; Streptophyta; Magnoliopsida; Rosales; Rosaceae
Product: protein AE7-like 1
Biological process (GO): iron-sulfur cluster assembly
Source: RefSeq, a predicted model, not a curated record